CGUAAUUCAUUUUUUUUAAUUUUUUACUUCCCUCUCUCCGUCGCCCCCUCUCUCCCUCCCUGCUUCCCUUCCCAUAAUUCCCUCGACGCCUCUCUCCUCCACUUCAGUGACGACUGCCGGCGCAGGCCAGUCGGCACCAGCGACAUCUCCUUUCUCUCCCUAGCGACGAUAAAUCUUCUCUAUCCCCCGAUAUCUCCUUCUCUCUCCAGUCGGUAACAUCUCCGGAUAUCUCAUUUAUUUUUUAUAUUCAUAUUAAAAAGAGUAAAGCAUUACUAAUUCUCUUCGAUGGAAGCCAAUUCGAGCAACGGUGGUUCCUUGUACGGUGGUGCUGCUCCGUACAGACCAAGGCAAGGACUCAGCACGAGACCGGUGGCGGCCUCCGAUGAAAUACAAUUACGGACUGAUCCGAUGCAAGCUGACUUCGAUGAUGAGAUUUACGGUCUCCGCAGCCAAGUUAGGCAAUUGAGAAAUAGUGCUGAUCGAGACUACUUGAAGGAUGUAUCUGUUCGACAUCCUGAGAUGAGAGCUCCCAAAGUACGUGAUUCCUUAUAUUGGGGAAAACGAAAAUGUCAAAGGAUUUCCACAAAGGAUUCAGGCCUCAUAAAUGCUGCAGUUUCUAGCUUAAAUAAGUUUCCUGAUGAUGGAAGCUUUAUGAGCAAAGUUCUUAGUCAGCAGAAUAGUGAUAUUGCUGGUUCUGUUGGUUCUCACAAAAAUCAAUAUGAAUGUGUGGACGCGCUGUCUGAAUUGAUGAGUGCAAACCAACUGGCAGCCAAGGCUUUGCACCUUCGUAUGAAAGGAAAACAUGAAGAAGCUGAUAAACUCAUGCAAGAGGUUGAGAACAUAAAAGUAAAGCAAGUUACUGGUAAAAAUUCUAGUGGACCUCAAAAGAUCAUAAGCACCAACAGGUAUGCUGUUCAAGAUGUUUCUGCCCGAAGAAAGGAAGAUGAUGCCAAUUGGCAUCUAGUGCAAAAGAUAAUGCAGAAUAAGCAAUAUAGUUUAUCUGGUCGGGCAGAUGAUGAAUAUGAUUUUGAAGAUGGCCCAAGCCGAAAGGCUAGGAAAAAGGGUGUAGUUAGUGAUCCUAAUUUCAAGGAGAAAAAUGUUGUUGCAAAGCGAAUCUUGACUCAGCAAGAGCGUUGCCUUUUUUGUUUUGAGAAUUCAAACAGGCCAAAACAUCUUGUUGUGUCAAUUGCAAACUUCACAUAUUUGAUGUUGCCACAGUUGCAGCCUGUUGCUCCAGGCCAUUGCUGCAUCUUACCCAUGCAGCAUGAAUCAUCCACAAGGACGGUUGACAAUAAUGUGUGGGAGGAAAUUCGCAAUUUCAAGAAAUGCCUUAUAAUGAUGUUUGCUCAGCAAGAGAAGGAUGUAGUUUUUCUUGAAACAGUAAUGGGGUUGGCACAACAACGCCACCAUUGUUUGAUCGAGUGCGUUCCUCUGCCUCGAGAAGUUGCUAAACAGGCCCCUCUAUAUUUUAAGAAGGCAAUUGAUGAAGCUGAAGAUGAGUGGAGCCAGCAUAACGCAAAGAAGCUGAUCGAUACUAGUGUGAAGGGGUUGCGUGGUUCAAUUCCCAAGGACUUCCCUUACUUCCAUGUUGAGUUUGGCCCAGACAAGGGUUUUGUCCACGUCAUUGAUGAUGAGACGCAAUUUCAAAAUAGCCUUGGACUCGAUGUAAUAAGAGGCAUGCUGGGUUUGCCUGAGGAAAACAUAUAUGGUCGCAGAAGGCACGAGUCAGUAAAGAAGCAAAAACAGUCCCUUUCUAAUUUCGCAAGAGAUUGGAAAAUUUUUGAUUGGACAAAACAACUUGAUUAAAUCUUCAAAUUUUGUAAACUAGUCGCUUUUAAAUAAUAUAUUAGUUUCUAAAGUUUGUG
Molecule: messenger RNA, 1865 nt
Organism: Manihot esculenta (cassava)
Lineage: Eukaryota; Viridiplantae; Streptophyta; Magnoliopsida; Malpighiales; Euphorbiaceae
Product: CWF19-like protein 2
Exons: 7
Coding region: 286-1806 (506 amino acids)
Biological process (GO): mRNA splicing, via spliceosome
Cellular component (GO): post-mRNA release spliceosomal complex
Source: RefSeq, a predicted model, not a curated record